AAAAAAACCUGCAUCCUCCCCUCUCUCUUCCCCUUGCUUUCUCCCACUGUCCUUCAUACCACUAAUUAAUUCACAUUCACAAUGGGUUUCACCGAUUUCGUCUCUGAGGCUGGCCUUACGCUUGCCAACCACUACCUGGCCACCAGGAGCUAUGUUGUCGGACAUGCUCCUUCUCAGGCCGAUGUUGUAACUUUCAAGGCCUUCUCUGGCGCCCCUGACGCCGAAAAAUACCCGCAUGUUGCUCGCUGGUACAAGCACAUUGCCUCUUUCGAGCCAGAGUUCUCCAGCCUCCCUGGUGACCCAUCCAAGGCUUUCACUGCCUACGGUCCUGAGAGCACUGAGCUCCCCACCAACCCCAAGGACAAACCCGCUGAGGAUGACGAUGACAUGGACCUCUUCGGCAGCGACUCUGAGGAGGAAGAUCCCGAGGUCGUCAAGCAGCGUGAGGCAAACCUUGCCGCAUACAAGAAGAAGAAGGAGGGCAAGCCUAAGGCUGCUGCCAAGUCUCUCGUGACCCUGGAAGUUAAGCCAUGGGAUGAUGAGACCAAUCUUCAGGAAUUGGAGGCCAACGUCCGUGCUAUCGAGCAGGAGGGCCUUGUCUGGGGUGCCUCCAAGUUCGUUGCUGUUGGAUUCGGUAUCAAGAAGCUCCAGAUCAACCUUGUCAUUGAGGAUGAGAAGGUUUCUCUUGACGAACUCCAACAGCGUAUUGAGGAGGACGAGGACCAUGUCCAGUCCACCGAUAUUGCCGCUAUGCAGAAGCUGUGAUUUGAUGGUAAUUUAUGAGAGAAGUGAUGACGGUUUUUUGACGUUUUUUUCUAUGAAAUCUUAGUGUUACGAAUCAGCUAGAUUUCAGCCGGGUCGUACAUACCGGUCGUCAUUAUGAAAAUUAAGAAACAAAAAAAGAACGAAAACUAUUAUAGAAAUCUUCUAAAGCCAUUCGAUAAAAGUAGUCUAAUAUAGUUAUCAAUAUUCGCUAUAGCAAACAAUGAACCUCAG
Molecule: messenger RNA, 996 nt
Organism: Monascus purpureus
Lineage: Eukaryota; Fungi; Ascomycota; Eurotiomycetes; Eurotiales; Aspergillaceae
Source: the annotation of a GenBank genome assembly